Ostertagia ostertagi is the source of this 762-nucleotide messenger RNA. The record is from the annotation of a GenBank genome assembly. NCBI's taxonomy places the organism in Eukaryota, Metazoa, Nematoda, Chromadorea, Rhabditida, Trichostrongylidae.
AUGAGCGGUACCCUCAUGAAUGAUGUCGUUUGCUUUGGAACCGAUCGGCAGUAUUGCACCGACCAAAAUCAAGGGCUGGCUUGCGCCACGGAUGAACCUGGAAGUGCUUUUGUAGCAUCAAAAUUCGACGGUGUUCUUGGUAUGGCAUGGGAUUCAGUCGCGCCAGACAGCAUUCGACAACCUAUGGACCAGAUCUUCGCCAAUAAGGCGCUGUGCCCGGAAGCGCUUUUCGCAUUCUAUAUGGCUAAUGACGAAGACAGCGUUGGUGGAGUUAUGACCCUCUGUGGAAUGAACCCGGCACAUUACAAGGGUUCGAUCGCAUGGGAGCCUCUGAUUUCUGAGGACUACUGGCGAAUCUAUUUGAGAGCUGUCACCAUCCAAGGAAAAGCGAUAACGAACGGGCCAGUCAGCGCCAUUGUUGAUACCGGAACUUCGUUUAUUGGCGGGCCAAGCGAUGCCAUCCAAAUGAUUCAAAGCACAAUCGAAGCUCUUCUAAAUUUGGAUGAUCAACAACUGGUCGACUGUAGUAUUAGACCUAACCUUCCCCCAAUCGCAUUCACUAUUGGUGGCGAGGAUUUCAUCCUUUUGGGUUCUGACUAUAUUGUUGAGUACGGCCCGAAUAUGUGCCAGUUUGGUCUCGUGCCAAUCGAUCUGCCACCGCCGACCGGCCCUUUAUGGAUUCUCGGGGACGUCUUCAUCCGCAGAUUUUACUCAGUUUUCGAUUAUGGAAACAGGCGUGUUGGAUUCGCUGUAGCAGCCUGA